Messenger RNA from Scutellospora calospora, 661 nucleotides. The record is from the annotation of a GenBank genome assembly. NCBI's taxonomy places the organism in Eukaryota, Fungi, Glomeromycota, Glomeromycetes, Diversisporales, Gigasporaceae.
AUUAGAUCAAAGAAUAAAUAUCAGACUAAAUGUCUUAAAUCGAAAUAUCGUAAAUGGAAUAAAUAAUAAUCUAAAUCAAAGACUUGGUACAUUAGAAAAUUAUAUUGCUAAUAGAUUUAGAGAUACUAAUAAUAACAUCAAUAACAUAAAUCAAAAUUUCAAUAAUAGAUUUGAUAAAAUCAAUACUGAUAUAAAUAAUUUAAAUGAAAGAAUCGGAAAACUAGAUUCAAGAACAAAUUUUGGAAAUACUGUAAUAGAUAAUAGAUUAAAAAAUAUAGAAGAAUCAAACGAAGAUAUAAGUAGAAAUAUUCUUAAUAUAGAUAAAAGAAUAAUUGAAACUGAUGGUAGUAUAAGACGUAUAAGAAAUGAUAAUUUUUUUGAAAGAUUAACAAAUAUGCAGGAUCAAUUAAACACACACAUGACUACUCAAGAUACUAUAUUAGGAAAUAUGCAAAAUAUAAUAAGGCAAGAUGAUAGUAAUUUUGAAAUAAUGUUUGAAAAUUUUCAAAAUAACAUGCAAAAUUUUAUCAAUGAUCGAAUUGAAAUACAAGAAAGAGAUAUCAUGCGAGGAUUAUUCGAAAGAUUAAAUCAACGAAGAAAUCCAAAAAGAAUAACUAUAAAUCAUAGAAGAACACUAAGAAUAGGAAGAUCACCAAGAUGA